AUGAGUGGACUUUCUGGUUAUCACAUCAUGAUAGUCUCGAAGUACUUCGAGACUAUCAACGACUUAAUUAACUUGGAGUUGGUGUGCAAGAAGUUUGAUGGUAAUAUGGAAAAGUUCCACUUCAACCCAAUUCCGCUAAAUUCCAAAACACUUGGAUACUUCCCAAAUAUCGAGACACUUCAUUUGUGGGAUGUAAAAGAUGAAAACUUUAACAAUGGAUUUAUGAUCAACAGAGAUAAUGGAAAUUGUGAAAAUGAAGGUGUUUUAAAGAAAGAGUUAUAUCGAAUCAUCGUGUGGUUCAAUGUUGACUUUGAAACUGUUGACAGAAACAAAAGUCGAAACAUUGAGUUUAAAAAUGUUACUUACACUCAAAAUGAUAGAAAGAAAAGUGGUAAUAACAUACCAUUGGGUGUUACAUCGAUUGGUGAUUGUUGUUUCUACGAAUGUGGUAAAUUAAGCAGUAUUAUAAUACCAUCAAGUGUGACAUCAAUUGGUGAUUAUUGUUUCUAUAAAUGUAGUAGUUUAAGUAGUGUCAACAUACCAUCAAAUGUUAAAUCAAUUGGUGAAGGUUGUUUCAGUGGAUGUAGUAGAUUGACAAGUAUUACAAUACCAUUGAGUGUUACAUUAAUCGGUGAUUGGUGUUUCAAUAAAUGCAGUAGUUUAAGUGAUGUUAUUAUUCCAUCAGGCGUGACAUCAAUUAGUGGUGGUUGUUUCAAUGAAUGCAGUAGUUUAAGCAGUGUUACAAUAACAUCCAGUGUAACAUUAAUCGGUGAUUGGUGUUUCAAUAAAUGUAGUAGUCUGAGCAGUGUUAUAAUACCAUCAAGUGUCACUUCAAUUGGAAUUCGAUGUUUCCCAUCAAAUACAGUAAUUCAUCGAAAUUAA
Messenger RNA from Entamoeba invadens IP1, 882 nucleotides. RefSeq lists its product as hypothetical. The record is from RefSeq and is a predicted model, not a curated record. Bases 1 to 882 code for a protein of 293 amino acids. The transcript has a single exon. Lineage: Eukaryota; Evosea; Mastigamoebida; Endamoebidae.